AUGAGCCAGAUGUACGACGACCAAUACUAUGCGGCCUCGCGCCGUCGCUCUCUCGCCACACCUCCUCCUUCCAUGUCUCCGCACCACAACCGAACCCGUAGCCACAGCGUGCGCGUGAGCAACGGCACUGCCAGCACCCACACCAGUUUCUCCAGUGGACGGAUAUCCGAGGCGACAAAUAUCACCCAGCCCCCCUCGUUCUCAAAAAAGUUUGUCGUGGUUGGCGAUGGUGGCUGUGGCAAGACUUGUUUGUUGAUUAGCUACUCGCAAGGAUACUUCCCAGAGAAAUAUGUCCCAACAGUAUUUGAGAACUACAUCACUCAGACCACGCAUCGGUCAUCCGGAAAGACAGUCGAGUUGGCGCUCUGGGAUACAGCUGGACAGGAGGAAUAUGAUCGUCUGCGCCCCCUGUCCUAUCCUGAGACCGAUCUUCUUUUUGUUUGCUUUGCGAUAGACUGCCCAGCCUCGUUGGAAAAUGUCGUGGACAAGUGGUAUCCCGAGGUCCUGCACUUCUGCCCAACCACACCCAUCAUCCUUGUUGGCUUAAAGUCCGAUCUGCGCAGCAAGCGAACAUGCAUCGAGCUCCUCAAGACCCAAGGCCUGACUCCCGUCACCCAAGAGCAGGGCCAUGGAGUGGCCCAGCGGAUGGGGGCAACCUAUGUCGAGUGCAGCAGCAAGGAGAUGCGCGGUGUGGAUGAAGUCUUUUCCAGGGCAGUUGACACGGUCGUCUCAAUUGAGGAGCAAGGCUGGAUAUCCCAACAGGCCCACAGCCGCCACAGUGCAAAACCCUCCGUCAGUGGCGGCCUCGGCAAGAAGAUUAAGAAGCGGACCUGCAAGAUCCUGUAA
Molecule: messenger RNA, 846 nt
Organism: Penicillium alfredii
Lineage: Eukaryota; Fungi; Ascomycota; Eurotiomycetes; Eurotiales; Aspergillaceae
Product: Rho4-like protein
Exons: 3
Coding region: 1-846 (281 amino acids)
Biological process (GO): small GTPase-mediated signal transduction
Molecular function (GO): GTPase activity; GTP binding
Source: RefSeq, a predicted model, not a curated record